Sitophilus oryzae (rice weevil) is the source of this 1560-nucleotide messenger RNA. RefSeq names its product eukaryotic translation initiation factor 3 subunit E (gene eIF3e). NCBI's taxonomy places the organism in Eukaryota, Metazoa, Arthropoda, Insecta, Coleoptera, Curculionidae. The record is from RefSeq and is a predicted model, not a curated record. Gene Ontology annotation, biological process: translational initiation. Bases 111 to 1421 code for a protein of 436 amino acids. The transcript is spliced from 6 exons. Gene Ontology annotation, molecular function: translation initiation factor activity. Gene Ontology annotation, cellular component: cytoplasm; eukaryotic translation initiation factor 3 complex; nucleus.
AAGAGGAAAUGUCAAAAAUCUCUUAAUUUGAGGCAGUUUGAGGUUAACAGCCGAGGAACGUUGUGUUUGUUUAAUUUGUAUAAUUUUUCAUUUAACAAAUUGAUAUAAACAUGGCAAAGUUUGAUUUAACAGCUCAAAUAGGGCAGUACCUAGAUCGACAUUUGGUUUUUCCCUUGUUAGAAUUCCUCUCCGGCAGGCAGAUUUACGAUGAAACGGAUUUGCUUAAAGCCAAAAUGGACAUUCUCAGUAAAACUAACAUGAUCGAUUACAUUAUCGAUAUAAGAAAACAAUUGUAUUCAACUUCCGAGGUCCCGGAGGACUUAAGACAGAGAAGAUCCCAUGUAGUGUCUCAGUUACAAGUUUUACAGCAGAAAGUAGAGCCUAUUUUACAAAUUAUGGCUAACGAUGAAGUGAUGAAGGGCAUGGAAAAUAUGCGCGAUUCCAAAACUCUUAUUGCGUAUUUGGAAAAGGAAUUUAAGUUUGAUCUUGAAAUGAUUAACUCACUUUAUACUUUAGGAAAAUACCGUUAUGAGUGUGGUAACUAUUCAGUAUCCACUUCAUAUUUAUAUUUCUGCAUGUUAGUGCUUCCUCAAAACGAUAAAAACUACUUGAACGCUUUGUGGGGUAAAUUUGCAUCGGAAAUUCUUGUCCAGAACUGGGACUCUGCAUUAGAAGACUUGAAUAAACUGAGAGAGUAUAUUGAUAAUACUCCAAAUCUAUUUGGAGGCAACAGUUUAAAGCUUCUUCAACAAAGAACUUGGUUGAUUCACUGGUCACUGUUUGUCUUUUUCAAUCAUGCCAUGGGAAGGGAAUUGAUUAUCGAGACUUUUUUGUAUAGGCCUCAUUACCUGAAUGCCAUUCAGACUAUGUGCCCUCAUAUUUUGAGGUAUUUGGCCACAGCUGUAAUUAUUAAUCGAGGAAGAAGAUCAGCUUUAAAGGACUUGGUAAAGGUAAUUCAGCAGGAAAGUUACACAUACAGGGAUCCUAUCACUGAGUUUCUGGAACAUCUUUAUGUAAACUUUGAUUUCGAUGGUGCAAGACAAAAAUUACAUGAAUGCCAGACAGUGCUUUUUAAUGACUUCUUCCUUGUCUCCUGCCACGAGGAGUUUGUUGAAAAUGCUCGGUUAAUGAUUUUCGAGACUUUCUGCAGAAUCCACCAAUGCAUCAGCAUAGGAAUGUUAGCAGAAAAACUUAACAUGAACCCCGAUGAAGCUGAAUGUUGGAUUGUGAAUCUAAUUCGAAAUGCUAGGUUAGAUGCAAAAAUUGACUCUAAGCUGGGUCAUGUCGUUAUGGGGGCCCAACCUUUGAGCCCCUAUCAACAGUUGAUUGAGAAAAUUGAUUCGUUAUCUGUAAGAUCAGAAGCUUUGUGCGGUUUAAUUGAUAGAAAAGUGAAAGCAAGGACAGAUGUAAGCUCCUACUAGCUGUUCUACCACAAAUAAACCUCUGAUUUCUUUUUUAAGAUUCGUUGGGGGAAUCAAGAGUUUUGAUUCAUUAUUUACUAAUUUCUAAUAACUGUUUAUACUUAAAUUAACAGAGAAUAAAAAAAAUCAUGUCAAAGUU